This is a messenger RNA of Thalassophryne amazonica, 4197 nucleotides long. Its product is annotated as DNA excision repair protein ERCC-6-like. The record is from RefSeq and is a predicted model, not a curated record. Lineage: Eukaryota; Metazoa; Chordata; Actinopteri; Batrachoidiformes; Batrachoididae. Gene Ontology annotation, molecular function: ATP-dependent chromatin remodeler activity; protein binding; ATP binding.
UGCUGCUCAGAAAACGGAUUAAUUUUCGUGUGACUCCUGCCCGCGGAGUUAUUAUUGAGAGGAACCAUGGAUGAGGUCUUGGAAAUUUCAGAGAAGCUGGAAAAGUCUUUGACUGUGGACACUGAGGACAGCAUGGAAGCCUACCACAGAUUCAUUGACGAUGGGAAGGAUGUUGCCAGACAAGGGGAUCUACAGAAAGCACUUGAGUACUUCAGGCUGGCUUACAACAUUCUUCCGAGUGAAAAGCUGAAAGGUCGAAUCAAGAAAAUUGAAGACCUUCUGCAGGAUGACUUGGAAAAUGAAGAAGAGUUUGUCAACGUCAACAACAGUGGCUUAAUGCUCUUUAAAGAGUUACAUGACAAUCUUUAUGAUUACCAGCGAGAUGGAGUAGUCUUCUUAUACAAACUCUACAGAGACAGGCUAAAAGGUGGCGUGCUGGCAGAUGACAUGGGCCUCGGUAAAACCAUCCAGGUUAUUUCAUUCCUCUCUGGCAUGUACGAUGCUGACCUGCUCCAACAUGUUCUACUGGUCAUGCCAACCUCGCUUAUUACUAACUGGAUAAAAGAGUUUGCAAAAUGGACUCCUGGAAUGAGGGUUAAAGAGUUUCAUGGUUCCAGUAAAGUGGAGAGAUCCAGGAACUUGCAGAAAAUUCAAAGAAGAGGUGGCGUUGCCAUAACGACAUACAGUAUGCUCAUCAACAACUGGCAGGAACUGUCCUCAUAUCAUGGCAGUGAGUUCACAUGGGACUGCAUGAUCCUGGACGAAGCGCACAAAAUCAAAACCACGACCACUAAAACAGCCAAAAGUGCCUAUGCCAUACCUGCCAAAAACCGAAUUCUUCUCACAGGUACACCAGUCCAGAACAACCUGAAGGAAAUGUGGGCUCUUUUUGAUUUUGCUUGUCAAGGCACACUCCUCGGCAGUGCCAAAACAUUCAAAACAGAGUACGAGAACCCCAUCACCCGUGCCAGAGAGAAGGACGCCACGCCCGGAGAAAAGGCUCUUGGGGCCAGGAUGUCUGAGACUCUUAUGGGCAUAAUAAAACCCCACUUCCUUCGUAGGACGAAAGCAGAAGUGCAAAAAAGCACAAUGAAAAGUUCGCAACAAUGCAAAGAUUUAAAUGACAAGAAUAAACAAGUUCCAAAUCUGCAAACAGGCCAAACAGCCUCCAUGCCCAUGCUGACAAGGAAGAAUGACUUGAUUGUUUGGACGUACUUGAGUGCUGUUCAAGAAUCCAUCUACAGGCAGUUCAUUUCCCUGGACCACAUUAAGGAGCUGCUCAUGACCUCCAGAUCCCCCUUAGCUGAACUUAAUAUUCUGAAGAAGCUGUGCGACCAUCCAAGGCUGCUGUCUGCUGGAGCCAUGUCCAAGUUAGGCUUGGAGGAAAACCACCCUGAGGACAACGGUGACCCUGACCUGGCGGCUCACAGCAUCGCCAACAUUCCCGAUGACACGCUGAUAAACGAGUCUGGAAAACUUGUGUUUCUGUUUGCGCUCCUGGAACGGCUCAGACAAGAAGGUCACCGCACGCUGGUCUUUGCUCACUACAGGAAAGUGCUCGACAUCAUCCAGCGGAUUCUGACCAACAGGGGUUUCAAAGUCAUGAGACUGGACGGCACAAUAACCCAGAUCUCAGAACGGGAGAGGCUCAUCUCUCUGUUCCAGACAGAUGCCCGCUACUCUGUUUUUCUCCUCACCACACAGGUUGGUGGAGUCGGCAUCACUUUAACGGCAGCAAACAGAGUUGUUAUCUACGAUCCAAGCUGGAACCCUGCCACAGAUGCUCAGGCUGUUGACAGAGCAUACCGUGUUGGCCAGAAAGAAAAUGUUGUCAUCUACAGACUGAUCACUUGUGGCACAGUGGAGGAGAAGAUCUACAGACGGCAGGUUUUCAAAGACUCACUAAUCAGACAGAACACUGGAGACAAGAAAAACCCAUUUCGCUACUUCAGCAAGCAGGAACUAAAGGAGCUCUUCACACUGGAGGACACGCGAUCCUCAUCCACACAACUUCAGCUUCAGCACUUGCACUCAAGACAGCGCAGAACCGAUCCUGAACUUGACGAGCACAUCGCCCACCUCCAUGCCAUGGAGAUGUUUGGUAUUUCUGACCAUGACCUCAUGUUUUCUGUUGAUGUCAACCAUGACGAGGGCCCAGAGGAUCAGGAGGAACACCACUACAUUGAAGGUAGGGUCCAGAAGGCUCAGGAGCUAAUGAAGGCAGAGUCAGAGUUGCAGAUGCAGUUAGCAGAAAGCAUGUUAUUGAGCACAGAACGAGCUUGGCUCAGACAGCCAACAGACAGCGGCAAAGCGAGGUCAAACGAGAAGAAACAUAGAAAUCCACAACCUAGUCCAGACUUUGCACAGAAUUAUCACCACAUGAAUGACUCUCCAGUUCUGGUGGAUUUGGAUCAGUCUGGAUCUGGUCAAGAGACUCAACCAGAGAGUAAUCAACUGAUUGACUUAACGAAGCCUGAAAGUACAACAGAAGAAACAAUGUUUGACAUUAGCAAAGAAAUACUGUCAAAUCUGAGCCUGGAAGGUCAGUGUAGCAAUCCAGAAGAGAGUCAGCUGGUGCCAGCAGACAUCUCUUCUGGAGCAAUCGCUGAGAGGUUUCUGGUGAGGACUACGACCUCUGCAGCAGCCGUGACAGACGUCUCUGUUCAGAAGACGAGUGAGGAGUUAUGGGUGACGUCUGAGGACAGCAUCACUUCAGCAACCAACAGAAGCUGUGAAUAUCUAACAGCAGUGGAUGGAAAUGACCAGCAGCAAAGUGAAACUUCACACUCUAAACAUGAUGACUUCACAAUGGAGGUUGUCCAGCCUUCUGUUGGGGUCUUGCAGAAUAAACGAGUUCCUGCUUUACAGCAGUCCAACACCAGCCUCAGUGCAGACUCAUCAUCCAGAGCUGGUGCAGGGCUGGAAUCCUUCCAAGGAAGCUUCAACUUACAACUAGAGGACAGUGACAUGUUCUCAGACCAAAACCUGGUGGACCACCACAAGACAGACACUCAGGAGGAAAGGCUGCUGUCCCAACUGCAGAUGGACGGCAGCUUUGACGUAAAUAAAUCACUUUCUGAGAGCAGAGCUAAAGAAACACUCCAGCAAAGCCACAACAACCUUUGUGCUCUCGAAGCAGAUGAAUCCACUGAGGACUCGAUUGUAACAACUAAAAAGAGAAAAGCAGCAGUGAUUUAUGAUAGUGAGGAUGAUGAUGACCAACAGGAGAAUGGACAACUGGGAGACUCUUUCCAGGCACUUGGAGCCUCCACACCGAAAUCAGUUCUGCCUGGUUCCAGUCCUCUCCGGUUAAGAAAGAGCUUUGGAGGCAGCAUCGCUGUAGCAUCACGUCAUUCACUCAUACGCUCCAUCAUUGUAGACCUGGACCACAGCAGCUGUGAUGAGGAGGAAGAUGAUGCAUCAAACAACGUUAGAGGCAACAUGUCUGUAGCAUCACCUCAUUCACCCGUACCCUCUAACAGUGGAGACCUGGACCACAGCAGCUAUGAUGAAGAGGAAGAUGAUGCAUCAGAGAAAGUUGAAGGCAACACCUCUGUAGCAUCACCUCAUUCACUCGUACCCUCUAACAGUGGAGACCUAGACCACAGCAACAGAGAUGAAGAGGAAGAUGAUGCAUCAGAAAGAUUGUCUGAGGAAGCUACAGAAGUGGACAUAAAUGGUUCUUCUGAUGAUGAACUGGAGGACAGUACAGGAAAGACGUUAAACACAGAGGAAGAGAUGAGUGAUGAUGAGGACUACUCUGCGUCAGCAGAUCUUUUGGACAAGUCAUCGCCCAGCCAGGAAGCUAGUAGCAUCUUUGAGGAAUCAACCAACGAGCUAGAGCUAGCUUCCACAGAGAGAAUGGAGCAGUGCGCUGUUGAUGGAGAUAUUGGAUCUGAUGCAGUGCUAGACACCAUCAAAGCAGAGGACAAAAAUGAGUCUCUGGUUGGAAGAGGAAAGGAAUGUUACAGCAGUGGGAAUCUGGAAGAGGCCCUGAGCUUCUUCCUGAGAGCUAUUGACAUUAAAUCUGGAGACCCUGAAAUUCAGAGUCUGACCACUCAGCUGUACUGCCAACUGAGUCAGAGGACCUAGGAAACAAGCUGAGCGAUACCGUGACAGAAAGGGGUCUUUCACAAUCUCAUCCUGUUUUGUUUUUUUGUUUUUUUUAAAUGUUAAGUUUAAUAUAAUUAUAGUCAU